AUGGAUGAUGGGGAUGGGGUCAAGGCUGUAGAUGUAGAGGUGGAGGCGUGGCAGAUGACCCCCGUGGAGCAAGCGUGCUUGGAGUUUUGUAUUGAGCUAAUGAACCAGCGCCACCGCACGCACGAGUACGAGAGCGCGCUGGUGUGCGCCAUGGCCGUGCAAGGAUGGGGCGAGGCGCGCUGGCGCGAUCCCAGUAGUUACCCGCCUAACCCAGGGGGGGUAACCCGAUGAGGGCUCAUCGGAGUUAGGGUUCGGGCGGCGCUUAACCCCAUUGGGUUUUAGCAGCGCGCUGAUUGGUUCAGGCGAACCAGGGAGACACCCUAACCCAGGGGGGGUAGCCCGAUGAGGGCUCAUCGGAGUUAGGGUUCAGGCGGCGC
Messenger RNA from Aspergillus calidoustus, 377 nucleotides. Lineage: Eukaryota; Fungi; Ascomycota; Eurotiomycetes; Eurotiales; Aspergillaceae. The record is from the annotation of a GenBank genome assembly.